Messenger RNA from Cornus florida, 931 nucleotides. RefSeq lists its product as uncharacterized. The coding region runs from base 305 to 646 and encodes 113 amino acids. Lineage: Eukaryota; Viridiplantae; Streptophyta; Magnoliopsida; Cornales; Cornaceae. The record is from RefSeq and is a predicted model, not a curated record. The transcript has 2 exons.
UCCUUCCAAAAGGCCAUUGUGUUGCUUCACAUAAUUACAUUCACACACCACUGGGAGUGCACUUGCCUUUGCUAGUCUGCAAAGUCCCCAACCUUUGUAGAAAAACAAUUUCAGGAACUCCCACAAGACUCAUUAAACAAAACCCUCCAUUUAACACCUUUCAUUGACAAAUUCAAUCAACACCAUUAAACCCUCAACCCCAAUACCCCAACCAAUCAAUCUUGUUUUAUAUAAGGAGAUUUCAUACCAAAUCCUCUAAGCAUCAAGACCCAUUUCAAGCACCGAGCCCUUCUACAAAAAAAGAAUGAUGUUUUCUUGUAGGCUUCUCUUCUCUCUCUUCCUUCUGGUGUUCUUCAGUAUCAAUGAAGUAAGAUUUACCCAUGCAAAUGCGGCGGCGGUGGAGAACGGAGCGGUGGCGGAGAUGGUGCCAAUGGUGGAGGCGGAGAUGGUGGUGGAGUUGAAUGAGACGAGGCGGCGGCUUGGGAACUUCCAGGUUUGUGCAUUGUGCACUUGCUGUGGUGGGGCAAAAGGGUACUGCUUGCCUUCUCCUUGUUGCUAUGCUAUCACUUGCAACAUACCAAACAGGCCUUUUGGCUUCUGUUCUUUUACUCCCAAGACCUGUAAUUGCUUUGGAUGCCAUAUCUAAGUACAAGUCUCUCUCUCUAUAUAAAAUACUCUCUCUCUAUAUAUAUAUUGCUUGGGGGGUCCUGAAUUCUGAUUCUGUUUGGGUGUAAUGAGAAGAAAAUAUCUGUUCUUUUUUUUUUUCUUAUAGGGGGAAUUAUUCUGGGAAGUUAUUUUCAUGUUAAGUUCUUGCUACUAAUGGGCUCUUGUAUGAGUCACAUUUUGUCAGUUUUUAGUACUAAGAUGUGUGGGAGGAAACCUUUUGCAUGUCUUGAUUAAUGAAGAUUAUAAAUUUAUGUUAUGAUGAAAA